AUGACCGAAACUUCAAAUGAUUACCUCAGCCAUCUUCUAUGUACCCACCCCAGUCCCCAGUUGAGAUGUCUGUUGACCAAAAACCAUCCAUCACCAACCAAGCCACGCUCAAGGAGGAUGUUUCCGAUGCUAGGACCACCAAGAGAGAACAAGAACAAGAAGAAGAAGAAACCGAGCAAGACAGUCAGACUAGUCGAACCAACACAGGAGGAGAGCAUCGCAAGCAGUGCAGCCUCAAACAGGGCAAUCUACCACUAUCAAACUAGUUCACCACCACUACCACCCAUACCACCCCACAAACUACCAUCACCCUCAAACUCAUCCAUCAACCCAGAAACACUCUUCCCACAGACACUCAUCGUCAUCUCAUUUAUCACCCGGCUCCCAUUGAAAAGGAACCAAGGACAAGGAACUGAAAUCUUAUUCUAUAAACCCAAGACGACCCUCAACCCAUCCGAGUCUCACCACUGUGCAUUCAAAUGUAUUCCAAAGCAUGGGCCAGGAACAGGAUCGAAAUGGACUUUCCUAUUUAUCGAUGGAGGGCCGAUCGAAGAAGUGACUGCUGAACAACUAUCCUUAAGAUCAAUCAAGCGUCAUCUCUCACCGCCGGACGACAGGUUGGUCAAGGUUCGGACGAGUAAAGCUCUCAGGUGGGAUAACGACACCCUGCUAGUCUCAGUGCUCUACCGGCUCAAAGAGAUCGAUCGUAAGAAGGAUGAGGAAUGGAUCAAGAUGGAUGUCGAGUCUCAUUACUGGUCCAAGAUCUAUGGAUUUCAUGCGGCCAUCGAAAAUGAACUAGUCUCUACCGCCCUAGCGGCCGUGUCAUUUCCAGUUGCUUUUAAUGUAGGCUUUGAAGAAAUCGCCCAGCAUGAUCCACUUACCCGCUCAGAUGUAGUCACUCUCAAAGCUCUUGAGACUCUCUAUCUGUCUGUUCAAGCCGGUUACGCAAGAGAUGGAUUUAAAUUCUAUCCUCAAACAGCCGAGCCGCUUAAGAAAGUUGGAAAUACCGACAGGGAUUUCAAGCGACGGAUAUGGGCAUAUUGGACUGAAGUCCUUUGUUGGCAUCUUAUCGAAUGUAGAGCGGUCUACAAGGUCUCGAUCAGCUAUGCAAUCAAUAAAAUCUUGGCCGUCUUGAAGCCAGAUGUUCGGAAUGAUAAGGUGAAUGUGGAAGAAUUGGAGAAACGGAUGGUAGGCGCGAUCGGAGUCGAAGCUGAUCGAUGUCAACAAUCAAUCGAAAAUAUCGUCAAACAUGCUGUAUUUGAAAUCCUUCACGUACCUGAUCAUUACCCCUUGAUCAAUACAAUUACCUCAAUCCAUUUAUUCACUCUGGGCUCAUCCAGCGCAACCUAUGAGGCACUAUCGCAGCUAGUUAAAUAUUUCAUGACUCAAUCCCGUUGGAAGCUAGGAUUAACCAACGAGGGAGCGAUCGAAGGGCUGAAGAUAACGAUCGCAGAAAACCGACCUCUACAUGAGGGAGUGAUCCUGGCGAGCAAGCUGAAUGAGCUUAUCAACGUCUACCAGGCCCCUCGUCCGAUACCCCCAAAAGCAGACAACGCGCGGUCACUCAAACACGCUCCUUCACUGCGGGCGCUUGACACUCUUCUCGACUCCAAGGAUUGGUAUCUCGACGCUGAUCAUCAGAAGGUCUUGGAUUCAUUUGAAGAUUGUCACCCGGCUCCACUUACCGGCUUGUUCGCUAAUACUCCUGUCAUCGGUCAGGAUGGAGAUGACAGGGGUCAUUUGGGAGAUCUUCUGGAACGAGUUAAUAUCUCUAACAAUUUCCAACUUGGUGAUCAUAACCAAGGCGAAUCGGAUAACAUCAAGGUCCAAGUUGAAGUAACGACUGAUGUCGGUCUCAGGAGCUGUCUUUUGAACGCCGGUCCAGCCGGGGUCUUACUCCUUGCAGCCGAUCGAGUGUUACCGAAUGGUGAUGCGUUAUGCAAGUUGGGAUCGACUUCGGCUGCUUAUACGGCACACAAGCUAGGCCAAAUAGUAAUAAUUCUAGUGCGACAUGACCGAGUCCAUCCGUCGCACGAACCUCAUCCACCUCAACCGACCACACCAACAUCUGUUAUGAGCACUAGUCAGCAGGCGGUGGUGUCCGGGAUGAUCGAGAGCUGGAAACGGAUCUUCAAACAUGAGAUCAUCGAUCAACUCUCUCGCAAAGUGCUUGUUGGUGGCUCUGAAGUCUUACCUCCUGCUACUGCUACUGGUUCUGAUAUUGCUCAUCCGCUUGCCGGAUUCGAGGUCGUCAAGGCUCAGUGGAUCUCUUGCUUUAUCACUGAUUCUGGUAAGAUGGGGCUUGAGAGGGUUAAAGAAGUCGCAGAGACUUUGUCUUCUCUUCAUCAUUUACUGUGGGAAGAAAAUGAUCAUAACCAACCUUAAUGUAAAUUCUCUUGUAUUUCCUGUUUUUUUUUUUUCGUUUAUCAUCAUAUGCAUGUAUUACAUUAAUAACCUGGUUCUUGUAAUGUCAGAAAUCGUCAGUGAC
Molecule: messenger RNA, 2488 nt
Organism: Puccinia graminis f. sp. tritici CRL 75-36-700-3
Lineage: Eukaryota; Fungi; Basidiomycota; Pucciniomycetes; Pucciniales; Pucciniaceae
Exons: 15
Coding region: 1-2385 (794 amino acids)
Molecular function (GO): S-methyl-5-thioribose-1-phosphate isomerase activity
Source: RefSeq, a predicted model, not a curated record